AGACUUACUCAACCCUUCAUAUUCUUCUUCCUUCUUCCUCAAAUGGGAAGGGAACCCCAACUUUCUCUUUUUACUUUUUCCCCAUUUCUCUCUUCCCUUUCCCUUCCAUUUUCUCCCAACUUUCUUCCUUUCCAUUCUUCCCACCCCAAUGGGGAACUGCUUAGCUUCUUCUGCUAAAGUUCAAAAUGCCCACACCUCCCAAGGAACUCACGAGAUCUCCCAAAAUUCAAGCAAGCGACAUCCAUUAGUGCCUUCCAACCUUCCUAACUCAUUGUUGGAUAGGAAUAAAAAUGUACCAAGUCUUCCCACACCAAAAACAGAAGGUGAAAUACUGUCAUCUUCGAAUUUGAAGCCUUUCUCUUUCAAUGAGCUCAGGAAUGCUACUAGAAAUUUUCGACCCGACAGCCUGCUAGGUGAAGGGGGAUUUGGUUAUGUUUUCAAAGGAUGGAUUGAUGAAAACACAUGGGCCGCAGCAAGGCCGGGAUUAGGAAUGGUUGUUGCAGUCAAGAAGCUUAAGCCCGAAGCAUCCCAAGGCCACAAAGAGUGGUUGACAGAAGUUAAUUAUUUGGGCAAAUUUCAUCAUCCAAAUCUAGUUAAGCUGAUUGGGUAUUGCUUGGAAGGCGAGAACCGAUUAUUGGUAUACGAGUUUAUGCCAAGAGGGAGCUUGGAGAAUCAUCUCUUCAGAAGGGGUUCCCAACCUCUUUCUUGGGCAUUGAGGAUCAAAGUGGCUAUAGCUGCUGCCAGAGGGCUUUCCUUUCUCCAUGAAGCCGAAUCGCCUGUUAUAUAUCGCGAUUUUAAGGCAUCUAACAUCCUACUUGAUGCGGAAUUUAAUGCAAAGCUUUCUGAUUUUGGUUUGGCGAAGGCUGGUCCAACUGGAGAUAGAACUCAUGUAACUACUCAAGUUAUGGGGACCCGUGGCUAUGCUGCACCCGAAUAUAUUGCUACAGGUCGACUAACAUCCAAAAGUGAUGUUUAUAGCUUUGGAGUUGUGUUGCUCGAAUUGUUGUCAGGUCAACGUGCUGAGGACAAUCUUGUUGACUGGGCAAGCCCGUAUUUGGGUGAUAAAAGAAGGUUAUUCCGAAUUAUGGACACCAAACUCGAAGGACGAUAUUCUAAAAAAGGAGCUUAUGUAGCUGCAAAUUUAGCUUCACAAUGCCUUAGGAAUGAACCAAGGGCCCGACCUCGAAUGGCAGAAGUUUUGGGUGCAUUGGAGGAACUUGAAUCCCCCAAAACUCCAGCUAGAAUCUCACAUUCAGUUCAACAUACUCCUACUUUGUCAAACUCAAACACCGAUGGGUCUCUUUCGACACCGCAUCAGAAGUCACCACAACAAUAAUAAUGAAGAUGUAUUGAAUAGAGCCUUCUAAGAUUUGAGCUGGGUAAAAAUCUUUCAUAACGUCCGUGCUACUGCCAAAUAUUGAUUAAUUUUUGUUUAUAUUAUGAUUUUAGUUAACGAAACAUAGAGGAAAUUGAAUAGUUUCUUAAGUAAGUUUAGAGUAUCAACAUGUAUAACACAAUACAAAAUUGCAGACUAAUAUAGUUCCUUUUGUAAUUCUUUAAAAAUGAUGCAAUAUACGCAAUUAUUAAUCUUAAA
Messenger RNA from Cucumis melo (muskmelon), 1594 nucleotides. Its product is annotated as probable serine/threonine-protein kinase PBL3. The record is from RefSeq and is a predicted model, not a curated record. The coding region runs from base 149 to 1336 and encodes 395 amino acids. NCBI's taxonomy places the organism in Eukaryota, Viridiplantae, Streptophyta, Magnoliopsida, Cucurbitales, Cucurbitaceae. Gene Ontology annotation, biological process: protein phosphorylation. The transcript has 6 exons. Gene Ontology annotation, molecular function: ATP binding; protein kinase activity.